GUGGACACCGUUGGUAAAGUGUGCGAAUGUGGCUCUCCGUUUGUGUGACAGUGAUGGCGAUGGCUGUGGAGGCCACCCACGCGUGGACGUUCGAUGCGUCGGAGGUGGCGCCUCCCCAGGACAUCGUGGGCGAACAUCAGUCCCUGCAGCGCUCGUGGACCGUCUCCAGCUUCGCAAAGCUGGAGCAGCUGUACCUGGCUGUUCCUGGUCGCGUCUUCGUGGAGCUGGACCCUUCCUUGCUUCCGGUGACGGAGGCCCCGCUGACGGAAUCCCCGGCGACAGAGUCACCUUCAACGGAAAAUCCCGUUACCGAAACGCCGGGAGUUGUCUCCGGUGUGACCCCUGGUGUUGUUCCCGGCGUGGUCCCGGGUGUCGUUCCCGGAUUUGUGCCCGGUGCGGUGCCCACGGGUUCGAUUGCCGAGUCGGGCUCAGGCUGGAGCGAUAGCAGCCUGGCAGGCGAGACGAUCGAGAUUCCUACUAUGAUGCUACGCAAGCACCAUCACCGCCACGACGAUGAAGACGAGGAGUCGUCGCAGGGCGAGGAGACGGUUGUAGCCAUGAUCGUAGUUACAGGCAACUCGACGGAUUUGCUAAACAUGGUUGAGGCCACGCCUCUGCACCCGCGCCGUAACGAUGGACUCAAGCUUCACCUGAAAAACGAGGACGCGUACGGCGAGGGGUACGUGCUGACGCAGAUUUACCUGUUUGAUAAAAACCUGCUGCGACGUGUGACCACGACCUUCUCGGGAGACGUUGUGCUUACCGACAAUGUGGUAACGCUCGACGACGCUGUAGCGGACGUCAAGUUUGCGUGCGUGGGCGACGGCAACUUGUAUCUUGAAUCGAAAUCCAAUGCCACGCUGGGAUCGAUGGAGGUGGAAAUCACGGGUAGCGGUCUGGUGCAGUUGCAGAUUCCCUCUGUGAACCUUGAGGGCAACCUGAACGUGGUAGUCGCCGGUAGUGGCGCAGUGGCGCUAGUCACGGACGCUAUCGCGGUUGGCGCGGUGAAGACGACGCUUUCUGGGUCAGGUGAUAUUUUCAUGGACACGAGCAAUUUGUACGCACACAAGCUCGAGGCUUCAGUGUACGGAUCUGGUGUAGCCAGCUUCGCUACGCCAGGCUCAGUAGAAAAGGAGACGAUGACACUGUCGGGCCCAGGUCAACUGCUUGCUGGCUCGAUCGUAGCACGCAAGUCAAAUGUGGACGUGUGGGGCGAUGGUGAGCUUCUUGUGCAGGUAACUGACAAGCUGACGGUGUCAACAUCGGUGUGGGGCAAGGUAGGCUACGUAAACGAGCCGCCUACCGACGUCAAGAUUAAGGGAUGGUGGUUCUGGCGCGAGGCUAGCUCCAUCGUGUACCCUGCGGUCGCUAACAAAGUGGUGGUUUACGAGGUAGUGACCGUACCAGCCAAGUACCCAGUGUACUACUCAAUUGAGACGGCCGAGUCAGCACUGUCAGACGACCCGGACUAUGCUUUCGUUGCGACUGAACAAGCCAGCGUGGCGCAACUGAUGAACACGUCGCUGUCGAGCGUGCAACACGCAGCCACGGCGUCGACAAUCUCGCACAAUCUAUUCUACGCUUUCGUCGGUGUGAGUGUCGUGGUUGUAAACGUGGUUUCUGCGCGUUCGUGGGCGCAGCGUCAUGCACGUCGCCACUACACGCGUCUUCUGUAGUGUCUUGACGAGAAGUCCACACGAGGAGCAAUAGUUUUGUUGAGCAGCUUUCCAGA
Phytophthora infestans T30-4 is the source of this 1732-nucleotide messenger RNA. RefSeq lists its product as uncharacterized. Lineage: Eukaryota; Oomycota; Peronosporomycetes; Peronosporales; Peronosporaceae. The transcript has a single exon. The coding region runs from base 54 to 1676 and encodes 540 amino acids. The record is from RefSeq and is a predicted model, not a curated record.